Molecule: messenger RNA, 321 nt
Organism: Ambispora gerdemannii
Lineage: Eukaryota; Fungi; Glomeromycota; Glomeromycetes; Archaeosporales; Ambisporaceae
Source: the annotation of a GenBank genome assembly
AUGAAGUUCCAAUCUGUUGUUUUGUUUAUGACCGCUAGUUUGGCAUCUGCAAUUUAUACUCAAGCGUGCACUGUUUUUUACCAGGGUAAAUAUACACAUCAAACUGGUGAUAAGGGAGGAGGAUGUUUUGGUACCGACGAGUCCGAUCCUAUUGAAAAAAUUUGGACCGAUCCCGAUCCUCCUCGUCCUCCUGUUGUUUGCAACAAUUUUUGCAAUAAAUACAACUGCGAGGGAGAUGUUGUUAUAAGUAGCUGUGCUUCUACCUCUGCGGAACGUGUACUUACCAAUUCAGUUAAAAUAUUCUGCCCGCCUGAAACAUAA